CCACCUCGUUUUUUCUUCAUUUUUAUUGUAUACCUUUCCUCCAGCCUUUCUCCUCCCCCUCCUGUAUAACUAGAAAUGGGCCUGAACAGCGACGGGAGCACACGGCAGACACAAGGCAUGCUCCACACAACGCAGGCACCGGUAUUAUCUGCGGGUGACGGCUACACGCGUAACUGGAUCGCUUCCUGGCAGCAAUAUGCGGUGCUGAUACUACCAGGCAUUGCAAUGCUUGGGUAUGUUAUCGUCCCGGCCCUUUGGAGUCGGCUGGCAGCGUGGCUCGGGCAACUGAGGCGGCUUCGCUCGGGUGACUCGGAGCUGCAGCACCAGCUUCUGGGAAGAGCUCAUCGCAGCAGCAGCCAGGCAUUGGCAGCAUACUCGGAACAGGCAGCACAUGGGGGCGUGGCGGCGGCAGCGGGCACAACAAAAGCAAAGAAGAAGUCGCGUUCGCAGGGGCGCAAGUCAGGCGCAGUGGAUGCAAUUGCGCAGCGCAUUGUGCUUGACAAGCUGGCAGGCAACGCGCUGAUCUGGGUGAUCAACGGCGAGUGCCUAAUCCACCUGAUGCUGGGGUUCGCGUUGCGGCAGGAGACGCAGCGGCACAUGCCCCACUCGCACAGCGAGGUCAGGCUGGUUGAAUGGCUUAUCUUUGCACAGUUCUGCGUGUCGCUCAGCUGGCUACGGCAGCUCAAGCGGCGGUUCAAGGUGCGCCCACACCAUAUCAGCCAGCCGCCAGCCAACCCGUCGUUUCUGUGGACGUGGGGACGCGAGGGAUUCUGGACGUUUGCUCUGCUGGCAUCGGGUGCUGAGCUGCUUGCAUAUAUUAAAUGCACACUGGCAGCAGAGGCAGCGGACAUGGAGCCUGCAACCCAGUCGCUGAUGUUGCUGACACUGAUUUCCAUCCGCAUCCUGGUCAACUGCAUGCUGGUUGGGUGUGCUCUCUAUGGGCUUGUUCUGCACAGGCGCCAACUGGUUAGUAUCUGCGCGCGGAAUGCACGUCUUGCAGCAGCAACAGCAACAGCAACAGCAACAGCAACAGCAACAGCAACAGCAACAGCGAACAGCAUUGCUCAGCACAGCUUUGCUCAGGUCGUGCAAGGUGAUAGUUGCGGAAGUAUGGACACAAUCAACAUUGGCGCGGAAUGUCAACACACACCCAGCCAGUACAAUACUUUGCACAGUGACCACAACCACACAGGUGCCCACAGUGGAUCUACGGAGACGACGCCGCUGCUGCAAUCGACCGACCAGCCGCCCAUUGGCCUGUCAGCGACACCCGAGGACGCAGCCCAAAGCGCAAGCAAGCCCAGCGGCAGGCAGUCGGACGGCGAAAAUGACGACGACGAACAUGACUCCGAUGCAUUGCGCAGCGGCGUGAAGAAGGUCAAGAUGUACCACCAGUCGGAGGAGCUCGACCACGAUAUGAUUGGGCUGCGAAAGCGCAUGGCCCAUCUGUGGCCGUUCCUGUGGCCGUCCGAAGACAGAAGGCUGCAGCUGCGCAUUCUAGGCUGCAUUCUGAUCGUCGCAGCGGGCCGGCUGGUCAACCUGCUGGUUCCCUUGCAGUUCAAGGUGGUUGUGGAUGGACUGACACCCAAGGGAGACUCGCCGGUCGAGUUCCACUGGGCCAAUGUGCUGCUGUAUGCUGUGCUGCGGUCGAUGCAGGGAACGGCUGGCGUGCUGACAACAGUGCAGAAUUUUGUCUGGCUGCCCGUGGGCCAGAACACGACGAAGCGCAUCUCGGUGGCCAUGUUUGAGCAUCUGCACAGGCUGUCGCUGCGGUUCCAUGUUGGCCGCAAGACCGGCGAGAUCCUGCGUGUGCAGGACCGCGGCGUCACGUCGGUGGUCUCGCUUCUGACGUCAGUGCUGUUCAACAUCAUCCCGACAAUUGCCGACAUUGUGCUCGCAUGCUACCUGUUCUCGGCCAUGUUCGAUCUGUACUUUGGCACAAUCGUGCUGACCACAAUGUCGUCGUACCUGGCCGUCACCAUUCUGCUGACCGACUGGCGCACGCGUUACCGCCGGCUGUCCAACUGGCUGGACAACGAGAUGGAGGCACGUGCGGUCGACUCGCUGCUGAACUUUGAGACGGUGAAGUACUACAACGCGGAGCAGUUCGAAGGCAAGGAGUACUCGCACUCGGUCGAUGCGUUCCAGGUCGCCGAGUGGAAGAGCAACGCCGCCAUGAACCUGCUCAACAUGGCGCAGAGCCUGAUGAUCCAGCUGGGCCUGCUCGCUGGCGCGCUGCUCAGCGCCAAGCGCGUGUCUGACGGCAAAAUGACUCAGCUGUACGAGCCGCUCAACUGGUUUGGCACGUACUACCGCGUGAUCCAGAAGAACUUCAUCGACAUGGAGAAGCUACUUGAGCUGUUCGACGAGCCGAUCGAGGUCCAGGAUCUGCCGGCACCUGAGCCCCUGGAGGUCAACCGCGGCGAAGUCGUCUUUGACAACGUGUCCUUCUCGUACGACUCGCAGCCGACUCUGCAGAAUAUCUCGUUCAAGGUGCCGGCCGGGUCGACCGUGGCGCUGGUUGGUCCGUCAGGGAGCGGCAAGAGCACCAUCCUGCGGCUGCUAUUCCGCUUCUACGAUGUUCAGGCUGGCCGGAUCUUGAUUGACGGACCAGGACAUCCGCAGUGUGCCGCAGACACGGUUCUAUUCAACGACUCGAUCCGCUACAACAUCGCCUAUGGCCGCGCUGGCUCAGGCUUCAGCCCGGGUGUGUCCAUGCACGACGUGAUUAACGCUGCCGACGCCGCCAAGGUUCACGACAAGAUCAUGGCUUUCCCGGAAAACGCCUGUCCGGGCGGCGAGAAGCAGCGCGUGGCCAUUGCCCGCUACCCUGCUCAAAGACCCGAAGAUUGUGUACCAUCGCUGCACGAGAUGACACAGAACCGCACCACGCUGAUCAUCGCCCACCGCCUGUCAACCAUUGUCCACGCUGACCAGAUCAUGAUCGUGUCGGGGGGCAAGAUUCUGUUUGGUGACAGGAAAUCGCUGUACUAUGACAUGUGGAUGAAGCAGAUUGCCGAUACCAAGCAAGGCCCUACCGACCAGGAAGAAUCCGACCACCCGGCCGAACUGUCUGAUUUUAAUGUCGUUAGCAGUGUCGCGACUCGCCGCAACCGCAGCCACCUGCUGCUGGCAUUCGACGAGACGCUGCUGCCGCGCAUCAUGCAUUCGCCGGCCUGGAUGUCGCAGGGCCCGCUGACGGCUCCGCUGCUGACCUCGUCGUCAUACUCGGUGCUUGACUCGGAUGAGGUCCAGGCCGAUGCACAUUUGGAUCCAACCAUUUCGCCUGACGACGAUGCAGAUGAGACUGUAGGUCUGAUGCCGGCUGGUUUCCAGGUGUCGAGGCGUGGCUCGUCGUUUGGCAUGCUCAGCAGCGAGGCGAGCGAUGAUGGCCAAGACAAGUGAGGCCCUGG
This is a messenger RNA of Linderina pennispora, 3413 nucleotides long. RefSeq lists its product as uncharacterized. Gene Ontology annotation, biological process: transmembrane transport. The record is from RefSeq and is a predicted model, not a curated record. Gene Ontology annotation, cellular component: membrane. Bases 226 to 3405 code for a protein of 1059 amino acids. Gene Ontology annotation, molecular function: ATP binding; ABC-type transporter activity; ATP hydrolysis activity. Lineage: Eukaryota; Fungi; Kickxellomycota; Kickxellomycetes; Kickxellales; Kickxellaceae. The transcript has 11 exons.